Molecule: messenger RNA, 2393 nt
Organism: Periophthalmus magnuspinnatus
Lineage: Eukaryota; Metazoa; Chordata; Actinopteri; Gobiiformes; Gobiidae
Gene: lrrc31
Product: leucine rich repeat containing 31
Exons: 10
Coding region: 385-2067 (560 amino acids)
Molecular function (GO): protein binding
Source: RefSeq, a predicted model, not a curated record
UUUCGUUCUAUGGGUUUAAAAUGUAAUGUAUUUCCACUUACUUCUCUUGUAAUAAUUGUUUUGUGGGCGUGGCUUCUCUUCCGGGAUGAUCCACUUGACGCGCACGGGACAGGUGAAGGAGCAGAGUCCGGCCUGCGCUAGUUUUGAACCCGGGUCUCUGCAGCGGACUAGAGGCACGUGACGGCUGCGGAGAGGUCCAGACUAGUGAUUUUUGACGUGAUUUGGCGUGACCAUUCAGACGAACUGCUUAUAACUUUCAAACAAAACGAAAGUAGUUUCAACUAAAGGCAUCGUAGCGCAGAUUCACCAGGUCAUCGAACUUUCUUCAGUCGGUUUAAAUACUGAUUCCUAAGCAUCUAUUAUUGCCUCUCCUGGUGUCCUCAGAUGGAGUCCACAGGAGCCACGGGGGUGCAGCGGUCGCGGGACAGUGCCAGUGUGAGGCGCUCUCCUCUAGAUCUCAUCAUGAACCAGAUCCGGAGGAAGCGCUCGGACCGCAGGCCUCUGGGGAGGCUCCUGUCCUGGGCCUCCGACCGAACCGUGAUGCGAGCGGACGAGACCGACGGGAGGGUACAGAGCCCAGCUGUUCCAGAGACUGAUGAGGAGCAUGGUGUUGGAUGGGGCCGAGUUCGUGCUUUUCUUCACAAAAUGGGCUCAGAAACACAAAAAGGGAAGAUCAACCUCUCCCACUGCGACCUGACCGCUACAGACCUCCUCGAACUCGGGACACUGCUGCCCUAUGUCCCACUGUUGGAAGACUUGGAUUUGUCCUGGAAUGAGCUGAUUGGUGGAAGUCUGCACGCUCUCACUUCCCACUUAAACCACAUGACCUGUCUGUCUGCUCUGAAACUCAGCGGCUGCCGACUCAACCACCAAGACAUCACAGCACUAGGUGAUGCUCUGAGCUGCUUGCCUUCACUUGAGGUGCUGGAUUUGUCCUGGAAUGGAGCACUUGGUGGUGGUGGGUUGCAAGGCCUUGUAGGUAAACUGCAGCCUUCUUUGACAGAGCUCCAUCUGGUGGCAUGUGAACUCACUGCAGAGGAUGGCACUUCACUGGGAGGGAUACUGUCUUCCCUGUCCUGCCUGUCUGUUCUGGACCUCUCCUGCAACCCACACUUCACUGAUGGAGUCAAAGAAUUGUGCUCCACUCUGUCCAAAACCACUUCACUCAGGACACUCAGACUUCAGGGAGUGGGACUGGUCCCCCACAACCUACAGACUCUGGGUGAAUCUCUUCAGUUCGUGCCCUCGCUGCGUCUCUUGGACCUGUCCUCAAACAAAGGUGUGUCUGGACACCUGUCACUUCUCUCCUCUCACCUGUCCCACCUGUCUCUGCUGGAGACUAUCGACCUCCACCUGAGCCAACUGACGUCCUCCGACAUACAAGCUCUGGUUCAGGUGCUGCCCUCUCUGAUUUCUUUAACAGAGCUGAAUAUUUCAUCCAAUCAGGAGGCAGGAGACACUGUACAUGCACUGAUCCCUGCUCUUCCUCUCACUCACAUGAAGAGCCUCCCCCUGAACAACUGUGAUCUAAGCCUUGAAUCAUACACUGCUCUGGUCGUGGCUGUGCCGUACCUUCGUUGUGUGGACGUCUCUUGGUGUAAAGUGGUUGGGGGCAGAUUGUCGUUGCUUCUUGAUGCUCUUCAACCUUCAGUCCUGCAGGAGCUGAGACUGAGCAGCUGUGAACUCACCACACAGGACAUCCAACAUCUGGCCUCUGCAUGUCGUGGGGGAUUUCUCUCCUGUCUGCGAGUUCUGGAUCUCUCCUACAAUGGCUCUGUUGGGUCUAAUGGCUGGUCCAGUUUGCUCACCUCUGGAGGACUGGGUUUACUGGAAGAACUCGAUCUUAGCCUGCGACCUUUCACCUCUGCCCCCUGCUCUGAUUGGCUGCCCGCUUUGCUCCGCGCUCUUCCUCGUUUGGCAGCUCUGAAAAGACUGGGACUACAAAGAUGGACGAUUGACGGCAAAGAAAAACUACAACUAGAUCAUAAUUUGAAGAAGAGAAGUGUCUUGUUAGAGAUGGACACAGAGGAGACCAAUCAGGACAAAGAGAUUCAACCUGAGGAGUAAAAACCUAAUGCAGGAAUCAAGUAUAUAUAAAAACAAGAGUACUACCAAUUAAAGCAACACUGUGUAACUUUUUAUCCAAGUAAUGCACUGAAGUAUGGUUUUAAAGUUUUAUUUCCAUGGCCUCCUCCAGAAUGUUGCAGAGUGUUGCUUUAAACUUCUUUUCUCAAUCAAAUACUGUAAUAUUGUUGCACUGUGACAAAACAUGGACUUACAAGUUAAACAUUGAUGUGGAAGGUGAUGAAAAACAAGCAUACAAUUAAUUGCACAUUGAUGUUAUUCUUGAGAAAAUAUGAUUUAUUUUUGUUUUUCAGUAAAAAGACAUUGAG